Triticum dicoccoides is the source of this 763-nucleotide messenger RNA. RefSeq lists its product as uncharacterized. The transcript is spliced from 4 exons. NCBI's taxonomy places the organism in Eukaryota, Viridiplantae, Streptophyta, Magnoliopsida, Poales, Poaceae. Bases 81 to 644 code for a protein of 187 amino acids. The record is from RefSeq and is a predicted model, not a curated record.
ACCACAUACUGACGUAUACGGGGAAAUCCUUCUAUUUACUUUGGCCAGCCGCCAAGAGGCACCGGGACAUUGAUCCAUCGAUGGGUUCCUUAUUCUCUUCCACUGCCGGCGGCGACGGCGGCGCCGCUGCCUUUGAUUACGCCAACCCUCCCCCAGGCAGCCGUAUGUCAAAAGAAGAUAUCGUCGCCUUCCGAAUUUCUCAGCUUGUCGACGUCGCCCUUGAACAUUACAACUCCAACAACCCGGGUGCCGAGUUCGAGUAUCCUGAGUAUCCUCCCACCACGGAGAUGAACGCCGUCUGCGUCGGUUUUAGGGGAACUUUCUGGUACCACCUCGGCUUUUCGGCUCGCCCAGUGGAUGCCACCGCCGAGACGCAACACUUCUUUGCCGAGCUAUAUUUUGAUAGACGCUGGUGCCAAAUAGCCGUUGAAACAUGCACUAUCUUAGAAAAGCCGUUGUGCCGCUUUAGAGCCUCGUGUGCAUUUUGUCCAGAUGAAUCCAAUAUCUUGCACCCAAGCAGUGCAGAUUUUUUCUGUGGAAAACAAGAUCACGAAAAAGAAUUCUUUCACAAGAGAGAUAUGCUAGUGCGGCCAUUCAAUUCUUUUAUGACACCUCCUGAUAUAGAUAGCACCGACGAUCCAUGACUCAACACAUAUGUUAUGGCCCAUGGAUUAUAGUUGUAAAAUAAGUAUUGUUUUCUUCUUGACUCAACUCAUAUGUUAUGGCCUAUGGAUUACAGUUAUAAAAUGAGUAUGUUUUUCUA